Cuscuta epithymum is the source of this 1756-nucleotide messenger RNA. Lineage: Eukaryota; Viridiplantae; Streptophyta; Magnoliopsida; Solanales; Convolvulaceae. The record is from the annotation of a GenBank genome assembly.
CCAUCUGACCUUACCCCUCUGUCUCUUUGUCAGCUACUGCACUUCUUUUUUCUCAUUAAAUAUUUUUGUUCCACAUUAUAGAUAUCUGGGCUCAGCUUGGCUUCUUCCCUACUCAUCCCCUCCAUUAAAGCUUAUCUCCUACUCUCUCUCUCUUUCUCCAUCUUUAAAACCAUCAAUUGAUUCCCUGCCCUUCCCAUACCAACCACAAAGCAGAGCCCAAAAGCAGAGAAAGAAAGAUAAAUUAAUGCUCUAAGAAUCAUUCUUUUCUGCUUUUCUGGAUUCUAUAUACCCAAAUGGAUUCAUAUGAUUGCGAUUACUUCAUGAAGAGAAGCCAUGUGCCGCCGUUCGGCAGCUGGGAUUGCGACGGCGACUUCCCGAUUCCGUUCACUCAGUGCUUUGAGUCGGCGAGACAGGCCGGGCUUCUCCGGUACAGCUACUCCGAAGACCGGGAUUUGUACGUCACCGGCGACUUGUACGAGAACGACGUUGUCACUCCGACCAUGAUUGUCGUCCCCCGUCGCAGGGGAAAAGGAGGAAAAAGUGGAGGAAAAAAGGAAGCUUGGACGGUGGACGGCUGUGAUUAUGAUUGUGGAGUGGUUGUGAAGACGCCGCCCAGCCCUGUUCCGCCGUCUAAAGCCGUGGAUGAAGAUCUUUAUCAGAUUUCUCCCGACCUUCUCUACGCAAGCACCAAACGGCGGAAGAGAUCAUGGGGAUUCUUUUCGAGCUGCUUGAGACCAGUUUGCUUGUAAGAUCUGAGUGAUGAAGAAAGAAGAGAAGCAAGGCUAUGGGUGUUUAGCAUGCAUUUGAAUGAUGCUGAUUUGGGCCAUUAAUAUUUGAUUAUUUCACAAACCAGCAAAAGAAGAGAACACAUAUAUAUAUUCCAUGUAAGAUGAUUAGAUAAUGAUGAUAGUAAUGCUGCUUCAUUCCAUCCAUUGGAUCAUUAUAAUCAUCAUCAUCAUCAUCAUAUCUUAAUUAGGGGGUGGGAGUGAAGAAUAAAACAGUUGUAUGUUACGUCGUUGUAGCUUAGUUAAGGGGGGGUGGGGGUAGCUAGCUAGCCUGCCUUCCUGUCCCUCCCUGUCUCUGUUAAAGUUAAUACUCCGUAUGUUUUGCAUCGUUUCUGUUCUCGACUGCUUUGUAAAAAAUUACUAUUUCAGACAGUAAUGUUGGAAGGAGAUGGAUGGAGGUUACUAUUUAUUUACUGUAAACGCACACUGUAGUGUAUGGAUAGUAUCCUGACAUCCUGCAUGGAAUACUUUAUUAGUUUCUCUAUGUACGUACAUAGCUAUUCUGUAUACAACUUGUGGACAUUUGUACAAUUCUUCACACGUACAAGAAACCACAAAUGUUUACAAAUGUUUAAAUAUGGAAUGUUUAAAAGUUGUCACAUAUCACGUACAUUUGGGUUGCCAAGGACAUAAGAAUAUCAGGAGCUCCUAAAGAGAAGAUCUGUGCGGACAAGCCUAUUAGAGGGUCUUCCUGAUGGAAUUUUUUAAUGAAAAUUUUGAGCAUGUUCCUCAUCAAGUAUAGUUUGUCUAUAUCAAAUUUCAGUUCAAAAUUCGAUCGGGAAGACAGUCAAAUAAAUCUUGGAAACAUACUGCACAUUAUAUGUGCGCAGAAUGCGUCAUAUUUUUCCAGGAUUUAUUUGACUGCCUUCCCGAUCGAAUUUUGAGCUGGAAUUUUGUAUGGACAAACUAGACUUGAUGAAGAACAUGCUCAAAAAAUUUCAUAAAAAGGAAGACCCUCUGAUGAUCUUGUC